Messenger RNA from Anguilla rostrata (American eel), 3570 nucleotides. Its product is annotated as kelch domain-containing protein 7A-like. Gene Ontology annotation, molecular function: protein binding. The record is from RefSeq and is a predicted model, not a curated record. NCBI's taxonomy places the organism in Eukaryota, Metazoa, Chordata, Actinopteri, Anguilliformes, Anguillidae. Bases 402 to 3014 code for a protein of 870 amino acids. The transcript has a single exon.
AGCACAUUUAUUUAAUGUGGACUAUAAGUGCCAGUGACCGAUAGUUAAGCCUAGCUGUUGAACAAGAAACAGACUAGCUGUUAGUUCAUUAGUAGAUGAGUGAGAUCGUAUAAAGAAACAGAAAAUAUAAAAGAUAAGUGUUGGUUUUCAGACGUGCGUCUUUUGUUCGGUGUGCAACCGGGGCGUCACCCAAAUCCUGCCCAGCAUCGAGAGAGGACAUGCAAAUCGGGAAACAAAGGCACAGGCUGUUCGGGUGUCGGGUUCAGGGCUGAGUCCCCGGGGGAGAGCAGCAACGCGGGCAUAAAUGAUGCGCUAACAGGGUGAGCUAUCUCAACUUCCAAAGAUGCGAAGAGGACACUUGUGACAGGUGGUAACCCCUCCCACCCCUACCCAUCUUGGACAUGCGAGGGGCAGAGGACCUCUUAGGUAUCCAGGUCGAUACACAGAUGUUGGCAAAGCUGGCUCUAUCCGUAGCCGGCGUGCUGCUCGUGUCCUGGGCUUACCGGUUCUACAACUCCAGGAGGUGGCACGUACGACAGGAUGGUCCAGGGACCCAACAGGCCGACAGGUUAGGAGCGCACCGGGAACCGGACGCAGGUACGUCCUCAGAGGGCUCCGCUGACAACUGUGAGGAAGAACUGCUCCGAUCGAAUGAAGUCUCACCUAGAGAAACAUUGUUACAACAGUGCAAGCAUUCACCCAGAGAACCUCCAAAUAUACCAUCACCUGGAGAGAUGCCAUUAGAGCAGUGCAUGCACUCACCUGAGGAACCACAGAAUAUACUGUCAGUUGGAGCAACAUUUUCAGAUCAACAUGAGGACUCACCUGGGGAACUUCACAACAUACCAUCAUCUGGAGAAACCUUUUUAGAGAAAUACAAGUACUCAUCUGUAGAAACUCAGAGCUCAGCUUAUCUGGGCCGUGUCGAGCCUGACGUAGCAAUUGUAAGAGGAGAAGAAAACCUGAACCACAAUCCAAACCUGCCAACGAAGGAGAGUAUGGUGCGACAUGAUCCCCCCAAAAUAAAACAGACACCAGUGGCACAUGACCGCAGCACCCAGGGAGCUCUCCACACCAACUGCGAGGAGGCAGAGGGAUGGCCGGAUGCUGAUCUUGUUCUGGACACUUCUCUGUCUCCCCCUCCCAUGGAAGACCUGGACCAUGUUGGGGUGAGUCCAACUGGGAGGCGAUCCCCGUGCAAGCAAGAGAGGCUGGAGCCAAGCACUAGCAUGGGCCAGGAGCUGAGGCAGGAUCUGGGUCACCUGGGAAACUCCUCCCAUCUUCUGACCAAGGAAGAGGUCAGGACAGAAGGCACAGAUUAUCUGCAGGAGAGGGAUGGGGAUGCCCCAGUUGAGGCACUAGGGAGCACCUAUGACAACCACAUACAGUCCUCAUUGCAGUCAGUCUCAGAUGAGAGUCUGUUGGCCAGCCCCUCCAUCCAAAAUCUCAUUGGUGAGCUCCAAGAGGAUAUUACGUCACAUGACCCACUGAGCCUUAAGCAGCCAGAGGUGAGUUGUUACCAUGAUGGCAAAGCCAUCCAUCAGUUGAGCCAUUCCCUUACCCCACCUCUCAACCUGCAGGACCUUGUUCUCCCCUCUGUACAGGAGCACUCCUUCGCAGCCAGCCUUGACCCCCCUUCCCCUGGACGGCAGGGGCUUGUGCGAAAGGACAGCUACAUUCACAUUGUAGAGAAUGAUGACCUCCAAAUCCCUUUCCUCAACCCUAGGGCUUCUACAUCACCGAGCAUGCUCAGUUCUCAAACCCUGUCUUCAGAAGGCCCGUGCUCAAAGCCCCAUAGUCCUGUAAAAGAUCCCACAGUCCUCGGUGGGGAUACUUCUGAAGAAACAGGACUGGAGGGUGCAGAAAGAUUGACCAUUUUACAGAUACCCAAAGAAGGAAGCAGUCCUGAGCUGGAGAGAUUGCAGGGAAGACUAGACCUAGGAAACUGUCUUCAUACUCUCAGCCUGGCCAGGAAAGAGGGACAUGCCAGCCUGCAGCAUGCUGCUCUUAAAGUCAUGUCUGACAACUACCUGCAGGUCCUACAGGACCCAGGGCUGUAUGGAAGCCUGAAAGGAGGGGACAGGGACUUGAUCCAAAAGCUGCGGACAAGGGGUAAGCGGUGCCUGGUGGUGGCUGACUUAGACCAGCAGGACUUGGUGGGGUCAGACUCUGGCCUUCCAAAGACAUCGAGCAGUCUCUAUUACUACGAUGAUCUCAAAGAUUCCUGGAACUUCCUGUGCCCCCUCCCUAAGGAGGUGGUGUCCAGGGGCUCUGCCAUGUGUGUAAUGGACAACUACCUCUUUGUCACUUUGGGCUGCCAGGGCUUGGGCCGGGAGGUGCAGCCAUCAAGGAAGGCGUUCUGCUACAACCCGGCCACAUCCAUCUGGAAGGAGAUCAGCCCCAUGAACGAGGCCCGGCCCCAGUGCAAGCUGGUAGCCCUGGGGGGCUACGUGUAUGCCAUCGGGGGGGAGUGUCUCAGCAGCGUGGAGCGCUAUGACCCCCGGACAGGCCGCUGGGCCUUCGUUGCUUCCAUGCCCAACGACACCUUCGCCGUGGCCCACCGUGCCACUGUCUGCAACGGGGAGCUGUUCGUCUCUGGGGGCACCCUGAGGUACACCCUGCUCCGUUAUAACCCAGCCACCAACACCUGGAGGCGGAGCCUGAUCGUGGGCAGUAAGGAGAGGACCAUCGAAAUGGUAGCAGUGAAGAACUUCCUGUAUCGGUUCGAUGUGGGCUCUACUUCUGGUGUCAGCGUGUACCGCUACCAUGUGGCCGCCCGACUCUGGUACGAGUGCUGCUCCCGGAAGCUGCCCCGCUGCCUCGCCUUCCAAUGCGCAGUCAUCGAUGAUGUCAUCUACUGCGUGAGCCGGCAGGCCACCAUGAGGUUCCUGGCAGACGAGGUCUCUCCGGCCUUCAUUGCUGAGGACUUGGGUGUCCUUUCUGCGGCCAAGGGCACCCUGUUUCCAUUCAUUCUGGUGCUUCCUGAAAUGGAGGCUCUCCAGACCAGUGUUUAACUAUAGAUGCUUGGAGAAAUUAAGAAAGCGAAGGGGUAAGAAAGCUUUUUUGUCUAUGUAAAUCUCAUCCAGGGCCAUUGCAGCACAAAAUACACAAAAUUAGUUUUGAGCGAAUAGUAUCACACAGUAACAACGCUAAUUAAAAUGUUAGCAACAAAAAUGUGUUUUAUGUUAUCACAAUUGUAAUUAUUAUUAUUAUUAUUAUUAUUAUUAUUAUUAUUAUUAACAAUACUAAUAAUAAUAAUACAAUAUUAUUGGUUAUACUGGCUGCCAUGAAUGAAUUAUCUAUAGAAAAAAUAAAAUAAUUGACUUUAUUCAGUAAUAAUCAAAACUAUUUGAAGUGUUGAUUUCCUUUUUGUGAAAACAAUGUAUAAACUUGUCUGCAAGUAAUUCAGGAUUGCUGGGAUUUAUCAUAGCAUAAUCAUAUAUAAACACUGUUCAUUGUGUGAAGAUUAGAUUUGGUGUAAUCCUUAAAGUUUUGCUUUGUAAACAUAAUCUGAUUUGAAUAUGUGUCACUCAUUAUUGAUUUAUGGACUUCAAUAAACAAAUUAAUUCA